Molecule: messenger RNA, 2670 nt
Organism: Symbiodinium sp. CCMP2592
Lineage: Eukaryota; Dinophyceae; Suessiales; Symbiodiniaceae
Source: the annotation of a GenBank genome assembly
AUGUCCCAAGUGUGGAGCAUUUCUGACUUUUUGUCUGAACUUCGCCAUCUGGGCCAGCUCACUAAGAUGCGGCCAGGGAGCCUGGUCGUCACUACCAUGGCGACCACACUCGUGGAAAGGAUCCGUGCGGCCAAGAAUUGGACAUCGGCAGGCAUCAUCCAAUUGAUCGGUGAAGUCCAAAGCAUGGAGCUGCCAGAUGCCAUAAAGGAGAGCAUCCAGGAGGCCGUUGAGACAUGCCAGACCAACGAAGCCUCCCACAUCAAGCUCUCCACUUGCGGCCAGAAGAUAUUCCAUGUGCCAGCAUACUUGACCACGGCGGAUUGGCAGGCUCUCGAAUCUGCCGUAUCCAAGGAUGACCAGAUGUCUGUCAUGGCCAAAAGGCUCCGAGCAAUGGGCCUUACCUCCCUGAAGGAGAACACGGUGCACCAGGUGCUCGCCACCCUGCUCUACGUCAACCGCAGCCGAGGCCAACCACAGAUGCAGCCGAGGGCCAUACAUUCCAUGGUAGACGACUUCCAGGCCAUCUUCCACGGCACGGCCAAGAUUGAGGCUGUGCCCAAACUGGCCACUUACUCGGAGGAUCCUCUCCAGAAUGGCGAGGCCUGGCUGAGCCAAGCAUACACGAAUGGCUGCACUCCAGCCAAUAAGGUGCUUCCUCUGCAUGCUUGGUACAGGAAGGUGCCCAUUAGGAAGAACCAUCAUUUGCUGGUUGGCUAUGAUGUGCCGGCGGAGUCCAAGAAGGCACAUGGAAGCCAUGACCAUCUGGCCAAAGCUGCCCAAAUGCUCUCCCAAUUGGCAGAACGGCACUGUCCGAAGCCCUGGGUGACCAUGGAGCCUUCCAAGAAGCAAGCCAAACUUCAACACCUUCUGACGUUCAAGGCCAGCCUGCCAGGCCAUUCCCAAAGUGCUUUGGCGGGCUUCGUCAAAGCAGCCAAAGAGCAGGGCCUCCUGGAAGCCAGUUCUUCCAACGACCAGCGAAAGGCACGGCAACAGCUUCUUGAAAGCUGUGAUGGCGGCCCCCUGGGACCAUUGAUCCAGCAGGCAGAACUGCCCAUGAGCGACGGUGCCACAGUGACCAUCCAUUUUGCCAACCUUCUGGUCUAUAUCACCAGUCUUUUCGCCAUGGGGGGCAGCUUCCAUGAUCUGCUCCAGCGGAAGCAUGCGGCCAAUCCCUCGUCGCUGGACCAGCCCUGGUCCUUGAUCUUGUAUUGCGACGAGGUGAUCCCUGGCAAUGUUCUUGGUCGUGCAGAACGCAAGCUAUGGGCCAUUUACGCCACAUUCCUCCAGCUAGGCCAAGAAGCCAUGGGCCACGAAGACAUGUGGCUGACCAUCAGCCUAGAAAGAUCCGCCUUCGUGGCCCAAUUGCCAGGUGGCAUCGGCCAGGUGUUCGCCAAGAUUCUGGAAGCCAUCUUUUGCUGCCCCAUGGCUGAACCAUGUGGAGGCCUGCUCUUGAAAAGUCCACAUGGGCCCAUGGGCAACAUCCGCCUCCAUUUCAAUUGGGGUAUAUGCCUCGCUGAUGGGGCUGCCCAGAAGCAGAUCUGGUCUUCCAAAGGCGACGCUGGUACCCGAUUUUGCAUGUUAUGCGCAAACAUCCACUCAGCAGCCACCAUGGCUGCAGGCCAGGAUGUCAUUGACCAUGCGACGACCAAAUACCACCAACUGCGCUUAACAACCGACAAUGAGGUCAUCCAGUCCUACCAUCGUUUGGACCAACGGCAGCAAACAUGCACCAAGGCGGAUUUCCAGCACUGGCAGCAGGCCGCAGGGUGGACGUGGAAUGCCCAUGCCCUCCUCUUGAACCAGCCGCUGUUGUCCAGAGGCCACAUUCGACCAGUGAGCCAGUUUUGCCACGAUUGGAUGCAUGGGAUCUUGCAAGGCACUGGCCCUGUCGUCCUCUUCCAGACAAUGGAGACCAUUGGCAUGGCAAUGGGUUUCAAUGCUUGGGAUUCCAUGGAAAAGUACAUCCAGCUCUGGUCCUGUCCAGGGGCUUCCAAAGCAGGGCACCUGAAAGCUUUGUUUUCCUCCAAAAUGGUGAGCAAACACCAGGCAAGUUAUAAGUUUUCCUGCCAGGCCAGCGACCUCUUGAGUAUAUUCCCCAUUGUGCGGCAUUAUCUCCACACCAUGGUUAUGCCGGUGGGCGGCUGCCCCAUUAAGGCCUGCGAGGCAUUCUUGGCCCAUGCAGACCUGCUCGACCAGGUGCACCAAGGAACCAUGUAUGGAGCCACUACCAGGGCAAGCCUACUACCAGCUGCUGAGUUAGCCAUCCAGAGUUUCGUGGAAGCCAACUUCGGAGUUUCCUUAAUAAAGAAGUGGCACUGGCUUUUGCACCUGCCUGAUUUCUUGGAGAGGCAUGGGAUGUUGCCAAGCACUUUCACCACUGAGCGGAAGCACAAAACCAUUGCCAAGUAUGCCACCAACUUGCAGAAGACCACGGCUUUCGAAAGCCAUUUGAUGCAGCAGGUCGUGGCCAUGGAGAUCACCACUCUGAAGGAGCCAGGUCUGUUCCCGGACACCUGCCAGCUGCUGAAGCCAAAGAAAGCUACCAAGCAGCAAGUCCAAGUCCUCCGCGACUUCGUGGAUGGCCCAUUGAACGAAGCCAUGGUUGCUUCGAGUGCGAAGCUUGCCAAAGGUGGCACCAUUCAUGCCCACGAUGUGGUUGUCUUCCAGUAG